AUGACUGCAUGUGAUCCCCUGAUGUGCACAGUUUUGCAGUUGUUUGAGGCCCCUUUUGCACCUCAAGCAUUUAUGAGAUGGAAGUCUUGUCUAUUAGAGCACCACAAAAUUCACACAGGUGAGAAACCACACACAUGUACUGAGUGCGGCAAAUGUUUUACACGAAUGGAUCAUCUGAAAAGUCAUGAAAAUAUUCACACAGGAGAAAAGCCUUUCACAUGUACAGAGUGUGGAAAAAGUUUUGCACAAAAGAGUAAUCUGAAAACUCAUGAAAAGAGUCACACAGGAGAAAAGCCUUUCACAUGUACAGAGUGUGGAAAAAGUUUUACACAAAAGAGUGAUCUGAAAUAUCAUGAAAGCAGUCACACAGGGGAAAAACCUUUCACAUGUACAGAGUGUGGAAAAAGUUUUACACAAAAGAGUAAUCUGAAAAGUCAUGAAAGGAUUCACACAGGGGAAAAGCCGUUCACAUGUGCAGGGUGUGGAAAACGUUUUACAGAAAAGAGUAGUCUGACAAACCAUGAAAGGAUUCACACAGGGGAAAAGCCUUUCACAUGUACAGAGUGUGGAAAAAGUUUUGCACAAAAGAGUAAUCUGAAAACUCAUGAAAGGAGUCACACAGGAGAAAAGCCUUUCACAUGUACAGAGUGUGGAAAAAGUUUUACACAAAUGAGUGAUCUGAAAUAUCAUGAAAGCAGUCACACAGGGGAAAAACCUUUCACGUGUACAGAGUGUGGAAAAAGUUUUACACACAAGAGUAAUCUGAAAAGUCAUGAAAGGAUUCACACAGGGGAAAAGCCGUUCACAUGUACAGAGUGUGGAAAAAGUUUUGCACAAAUAAGUAGUCUGAAAUGUCAUGAAAGGAGUCACACAGGGGAAAAGCCUUUCACAUGUACAGAGUGUGGAAAAGGAUUUACAAAAAAGAGACAUCUGAAAAAGCAUGAAUGGAUUCACACAGGGGGAAAGCCUUUCACAUGUACAGAGUGUGACAUUUUUUUUACACAAAAGAGUGACCUGAAAAAGCAUGAAAGGAUUCACACAGGGGAAAAGCCUUUCACAUGUACUGAGUGUGGAAAAAGUUUUACACGAAUGGAUUGUCUGAAAACUCAUGAAAGGAUUCACACAGGGGAAAAGCCGUUCACAUGUACAGGGUGUGGAAAAAGUUUUACAGUAAAGAGUCAUCUGAAAACUCAUGAAAGGAUUCACAAGGGAAGAAACCUUUCACAUGUUUAGAAAGUGGAAAAAAGGUUUUUAUUGAAAUCAGGUAUCACAAACCUCUUUACAAUUAUCCUAAAGAGGACAAACUCUCUAAAUAGAAGCAUCAAAAGAGAUGUUAUUGUAACUAAUACUUUCUAAAUCCCAGUUAUAAAAGACCCAGAUUGGAAGUGCUCUCCUGCUGUCCUUUGUUCCUCUAUAUAUGUGCACCUCAGUUUAUCUCAUAUAAAUGUGAUAGAAUCCAAACACAACACAGGAAUAUAAAAAUCUGUCCUCAUACUGACCAACUUACACAACCAUUCACGA
This is a messenger RNA of Bombina bombina (fire-bellied toad), 1521 nucleotides long. RefSeq names its product gastrula zinc finger protein XlCGF57.1-like. The transcript has 2 exons. NCBI's taxonomy places the organism in Eukaryota, Metazoa, Chordata, Amphibia, Anura, Bombinatoridae. The record is from RefSeq and is a predicted model, not a curated record. The coding region runs from base 1 to 1233 and encodes 410 amino acids. Gene Ontology annotation, molecular function: DNA-binding transcription activator activity, RNA polymerase II-specific; RNA polymerase II cis-regulatory region sequence-specific DNA binding. Gene Ontology annotation, biological process: regulation of transcription by RNA polymerase II. Gene Ontology annotation, cellular component: nucleus.